This is a messenger RNA of Mesorhabditis spiculigera, 633 nucleotides long. NCBI's taxonomy places the organism in Eukaryota, Metazoa, Nematoda, Chromadorea, Rhabditida, Rhabditidae. The record is from the annotation of a GenBank genome assembly.
AUGCUGGUCGGAAUGCGGCCCUCUAUCUUCACCCCUGUAUUCUUGCUACUUCUCUCCGAUCAAGUAUAUGAGGACAUUCAGUUGAUUCCCGUCGCCGGGCAGCUUCAAAAUGCUACCGUCGACCCUGAUGAUGGCGCGGAAAAUUCCACCCUCAACGUGCCACAACCGCUCUAUCGUCAUCUGAAGGCUGACAAGGAUGCCUGCGCCGAGGGUACGGUAUUCUGCGCGGGCGUAUACGAGACUGUGCCGAAUAUCCCGGUGCGCCUUCAAGACUUCCUGUCCCCUCCGAUGCUGCUAAUGCUGCUACCGUACGCCGGCUGCUACCGUAACUCGAGCGUGGCCGCGCCGGCGAACCGAUGCAAAUGCUCAGCGCAUGCGUCGAAUUUCACAGCCGAGACGUCGCUCGUCUACACGGUCAGCGCCGAGCUCGAGGAGUUGCAGGGGCAGCUGUGGAAUGGAAGCAUGCGAACGUGUCGCGGGCUCGAUGCUGACGCGUUGCGGCCGCGUCACGCCACGCUCCGGGUCUAUGAGCGCUACACUCGUUCCUCCGCCGCCACCACCAACGUCAUCUACUCGCAGCUGAUCACCAUCGUUUGCCUCUACGUCUCCAUUUCUCUGCGCUCUCUCGCUCUC